Hyaloperonospora brassicae is the source of this 2919-nucleotide messenger RNA. NCBI's taxonomy places the organism in Eukaryota, Oomycota, Peronosporomycetes, Peronosporales, Peronosporaceae. The record is from the annotation of a GenBank genome assembly.
AUGAUUAUGAGCUCUGGCCUAUUCUCACUAGAGUACCAGCGGGUUUCGCUGGCUAUCUCCACGCUCAAUGAAAGAGCUAGAGAGUGGGCUCUGACGUGUGGCACGUCGGUCGAAUUGGCGUUUCCCAAUUCGACCAUAAUCACGCACAAGUUCGAAAUUCUGGAUCAGAGCCAGGAUGCCAUGGUGAUCGGUCGUGAUAUCCUGAAUGAACUAGGAAUCGUGCUCAAUUUUAAAGACAAACUGGUUCAGUGGGAUGGUCACUAUACACAUUUAAACACCGGCGGGUCAUCGUCUCCCAACGCAAGUGAUUAUGAAUUCCCCGAAGAGAGCAAAGAAGUCGAUAACACUGCAGUGCGACCAGAAGACCUCAUGCCAGACAGGCUAUCCAAGCCACUCGUCGGCAAAUAUCUCCAGCUUCUUCGUGAUAACGAGCAUCUCUAUGACGGUCACUUGGGGAGGAUGAGAUUCGAAGACUACGCUCUACCAAUAGUGCCGGAGUACAAGCCUGUACACGCAAAACCGUAUCCAGUCCCAAGAAGCCUCGAAAACAAGGCUCGAGAGCUCAUCCAGCAUUUGGUCAGCAUCGACGUGCUGGAGCAGAUUUUUGAUUCAGAAAUGGCAUCGCCUGCUUUUUUUCUCAAGAAGCCCAACGGAUCACUUCGUCUACUGAUAGAUUUUCGCGGACUUAACCGAUAUCUGAAACGCAGCCCUUAUUACGUCCCACGUAUACGCGAGAUCCUGUUGCGUCUCGCAGGAGCCAAGUAUCUGUCAACAUUCGAUGCUAACAUGGGGUAUUACGCGCGUCGCCUUGCUGCCUCAAGCCGUGGUCACACAGCUUUCUGUCUUCCGUUCGGGAAGUAUCAAUACAAGCGACUCCCAAUGGGCAUUUCUACAGCACCGGACGAAUACCAAGCCUGCAUGGAGAAGAUUUUUGGCGAUCUGGCUUUUGUGGUAGUCUAUUUGGAUGAUAUACUCGUCUACUCCGAUAGUGAAGAGACGCACCUAGAGCACCUACACAUUGUGUUCAAGCGACUAACCAAGUAUGGGGUAACUCUCAACGGAAAGAAGUGCCACAUCCUCAGACAGUCCGUCGACUAUCUCGGCUUUACGCUGACAUCUCAAGGGAUCCAGCCCCAACAAAAGAAGAUUCAAGCCAUCCAACAAAUUUCCGUCCCCAAAACCAGGAAGGAACUACGCCGCUUCCUCGGAAUGAUUAAUUACUAUAGAGAUAUGGUACCCAACAAGACGGCAUUGUGCCAACCUCUCAACCGAUUCACCAGCUCCAAAGUCCCGUUCGACUGGUUGUCUAGCGACACGGAAGCAUUUCACGCUAUCCAGAAAGCGUUUGCCCAAGCCGUACUGCUCGCGUUUCCUGACUUUGAGCAACCAUUUCACGUCUACGCCGAUGCCAGCGGAAAGCAAAUCGGUGGCAUCAUUAUGCAGAAGAACAAGAUUCUCGCCUGCUAUUCCCGAAGUCUCAACAAGCAUCAAGUGAAUUACACAACGAUGGAGCUUGAGCUACUCUCUAUCGUUGAAAUGCUGCGCGAAUACCGCACCAUGCUGCUCGGGUUCCCUGUGGUUGUUCACACCGACCAUAAGAACCUAAUUUAUCCGACCGAAACCAGCCUGCGCGUUAAGCGCUGGAAGCUCCUGUUGGCUGAGUACAGGCUAUCGAUGCAUUACAUCAAGGGAACCAAGAAUGUUGGUGCUGAUGCGUUUUCCCGGAUGAGAUUCGAUGCGAUUAACACGAAGACUCAUUUGCAGCUCGCGGACGAGAUAUGCGCUACCGCUGAUGAACCAGAUUGUGUCAUGCAUGGUCCGGUUCUUCGCGAACAUCAAGAUAAGGACUUGAUGAUUCAAAAAAUCAAGACAGCUUGCCUCAACGGCAACAACAAUCCUGACUAUCAGCUUCUACCUCUACUCGGCUGCACGCUGGUCGCGUAUUACAAGCGCGUCAUCGUGCCCGAUAGCUUGCGAGAAGAUCUCAUUCGUUGGUAUCACUUAACGCUCAGUCACCCUGGCGGUGAACGACAGUACAAGACAAUGAGGCAGGUUCUCUACUGGCCCGGAAUGGAAGCCGCGAUCACCAAGAAUGCGAAAGAUUGUCUAACUUGCAAGAAGGCAAAGGUCCACGGAGGCAAGCAGGACUAUGGAUUACUACCACCACGAACACUCAAGACGGUGAACCCCUUUGACACCGUUCAUGUCGAUCUCAUUGGUCCCUACGAAGACGGACACUACGGUAUUACCAUGAUUGACCAUGCGACGCGUUGGCUGGAAGUGGGUAUUCAGCACGACAAAACUUCGCUGACCACAGCCGAAAGCUUCGAUCGUGAAUGGCUGUGCCGCUACCCGCGUCCUGUAACGGUUAUACACGACCUAGGAACGGAAUUCACUGGUGACGAGUUUCAAGAAUUGCUCCGCAGCUACGGGAUACAAGCCAAGCCUAUAACAAGCAAGAACCCUCAAGCUAACGCUAUUUGUGAACGCGUUCACCUCGAGAUUUUAAAUGUCAUCAGGUGCCACGAUGGCGCUGACUGGAAGAAAACCAUUCACUACGCUGCAUUCGCCGUGCGAGCAAGCUACCACAGCAUUCUUAAUGCUUCCCCAGGUCAACUAUUCUUCGGUCAAGAUAUGAUCACUCGUCAGCUUUAUAACGCCAACUGGAGCUAUCUAUCGAAGCGUCGUUUUGAUGCAAUUCUCGCCGACAAUGACCGCGAGAAUAGCAAACGCCUCGAGCAUUUCUACAAUACGGGAGACCACGUGAUGUUACGCGUCCCCAAGAAGUUCCGUGCAAAAUUGCACGCAGUGGCAACCGGACCUUUUGUUAUCCGCCAAGUUCACAGCAACGGCACUGUGACCAUCGACAAGGGAGCAAUGGCAGAACGUGUGAGCAUCCGCCGCAUUUUUCCGUGCUAA